AUGCCAAACACGGGACGCUACGCCUGCAGAGGACAGGGUCUGAAGGAAGUGCCUGCACUGAUCGGUGAGCCGGAGAGGGCAAUAGAUGACCUCGAUGUCUCCAACAACUCCAUUGAGAUCCUGCAUGCGGAUUCCUUCAAAUCCUACCCGCGGCUGAGGAUCUUGCGACUGGAAAGUAAUCGUUUGUGGAGGAUCACCGAGGAGGCGUUUCACAGCCUACCUCACCUCGAGCAGCUCUACUUGAGGGGGAAUCAAUUAGCCAUUCAGCCUGGCGGUCUUGACACAAGGGCUCUAGCUACCCUAGGUGGUCUGCGCGUACUGGACCUAUCAGAGAAUCCCAUUGGUUACCUGCCCGGGCAGAUUUUCAAAUCCCUGGUGAAUCUGGUGGAUCUACGGCUUGAGACUAUGGUGCGCGAUGUCACCUUCCAGAGGCAUUGCUUCGAGGGCAUGACGGCACUUCAGAGACUGAGUCUGGCCCACAAUAAGUUCACCACGCUGCCUGCAUUCCUGGCCGAGGAGCUGGGACGCCUGCCGAGGUUGAAAGAGGUGAGACUUGAGGGCAACCGCUGGAACUGUGAUUGCCAUCUCGGCUGGAUCAGCGCGAAUCUGCGGUGGAGAUCAGGCGAAGAUGAGGCGGCGGCGUCGUCGUCGUCAGCGGGGAGUGAACCGCGUUGUUCACAGCCUGAGGCUCUUGCCAAUCGACCUCUCUUCUCCCUGCCGCACAGUGAGUUUCAAUGCGCCCCAGUGGCCCUCAACGGGGAAACCACGCAGGUCCACGAAGCGGAGGUCGGCGCCACCGUGACCCUAGUCUGUAACUUUCAUGUUCAACCCCGAGGCUACAUCCGUUGGUACAAAGAUGAUCAAGUGAUUGAGCGACAGACCGGCUGGCAGCGGUUGAAGCAGCAUCAGCAGCAGCAGGAAUCCACGAUGCAGGCCGACGGGCAGUUGCUACUACAGCAGACCAACCUUACCCUCCUCAGCGUCCAACCGGGCAGGGAUGAUGGCUUGUAUAUGUGCGAAACAGGCAACAAGCGUGGAAAAGCCUCCGUGCUGUUUCCCCUGAAAGUCGUCUACCCGGACGGGGAGGCGAGAGUGGCCCGCUUGGCGGCCAACAAUGCUCUCCUCUUUGCCCUCAUCCUCGGCGGCAGUCUGGUGAUGAUCCUCGCAGCCGCCAUUGUGGCUGUGCUCUGCUACCGCAAAGCCAAGGCCGCUGAAGGUCGGUCGCGCCUACUGACAACAUCGUCGUCCGCGCCGGCAACACCUGACGGUCUCUACGCGUGUGGGACUAAGGUGGAACUGACAGAGGACCGCGGCGGGACAAUCACACGGCUACUCGGAGAAGAGGAACAACAGGGAGGCCGGAGCGGCGUCCUGCAGGAACAGCCGGUGGAACACGGACUCCUACUAAACAGACUCUACGUCGGAUGGACUUCUGAAGAGAAGGAUGUGGUAGCGGUUCACUUUUGGGAGAGGGAGGCAACGCAGGGGAGGCAGGAGGAGCAUCCGACGGGCGAAAACCGUACACAAUAUCAUGCUCCGUACUACCUACGCACCGUUAAAGUGCACAGCAUGGACGGUGAUUAG
Spirometra erinaceieuropaei is the source of this 1584-nucleotide messenger RNA. NCBI's taxonomy places the organism in Eukaryota, Metazoa, Platyhelminthes, Cestoda, Diphyllobothriidea, Diphyllobothriidae. The record is from the annotation of a GenBank genome assembly.